AUGCCCUUACCACCCGAACUCCUACGGCUCAUUGCGGGGAAUAUCGACGAGCAAAGCACUUUGCUUGGCCUUCGACUUGUCUCGAAGGGUUUUGGCGUCAUCUUCACACCUCUGGCAUUCCGUCUCAUCACUGUGAGCGACAGUCUCCGCCGCGGACAGGCGUUGGCCGCAUUGCAAGAAUGUGAAGAAGAGCUUGUAUCAAAUAUUCGCGAGAUUGUUUUCCAUGGAGACCCUCUUUCGCCAACAGACAACCCAUCUAAUUGGAUAUCUGUCGAUGUGGAGGAAGGGCUGCCAAGGCGCCGUGCAUUACAGAGCGCAUUCGCAGCAUUGAACAAAUUUCCCAAACUUGAACAUCUACGCCUCGAUUUUCACAAUACUUGGCAGGAGGAAGACAUUGUCGACAUCCCAGAACAACCGACACACUUUCUCCUCCUCCAAAACGCCCUGUUCUCUGCUCUCGCCAGCUGUUCUCCAGCACCAAAGCUCGUUUCAGUUACCCUUCACAACGUGCUUGCAGUUCCAGAUGCUAUUUACGCGCAACCUGAGUUUCAAAGCUUCUUUUCAACAUUGCAAACCCUUGACUUGUCCGUCCUCUCGGAUGCAGAGAGUGAAGGCUCUUACUAUCAGACCCCAUUGGCCACCUUCUGGGACACCAGCAUGGCCCAUAUUGUCCGCAGUGCCAAAAGCGCCAGAUCGCUCACCAUUCGAAGCGACCAGUCCACCGGCGCGUACCCUGCACUUUCUUUUGCUGCGACAUGCCUCCCUAAUCUAGAAGAGCUGUCUUUGACCAAAUUCGUCCUCGAUACGUCGAGCCCAGACUCAGAUGUCGCCCUCUUCAUUGUCAAACAUAAACGGACGCUGCGACGACUAGAAUUGCACGACUGCACGAUUGAUGGAGGAGAGGAUUUGCAGUUCCCGCGACCGUGGUUCGCGGUGUUCAAUUUGUUCAACGACGAGCUUAUCCACCUGCGCUCUUUUGUUUUUCAAAGCAUAGCGAGGCGUGGCCGAAGAGCACCUAUCGGCGCAAAGUUUGGAUAUACGCGCCUGGAUCCAGGCUGGGGUUAUAUGCCACUCAAUGAGGAGGAUGGUCCGGUUCAGGGAGCAGACCUCGAUGCGCCAACGUUAGAAGGCUUCUUGGCGGCAGUCGCGGCAAGAUCUUGA
Mycena indigotica is the source of this 1161-nucleotide messenger RNA. RefSeq names its product Pribosyltran domain-containing protein. The record is from RefSeq and is a predicted model, not a curated record. NCBI's taxonomy places the organism in Eukaryota, Fungi, Basidiomycota, Agaricomycetes, Agaricales, Mycenaceae. Bases 1 to 1161 code for a protein of 386 amino acids. The transcript has 2 exons.